Messenger RNA from Trichobilharzia regenti, 4113 nucleotides. NCBI's taxonomy places the organism in Eukaryota, Metazoa, Platyhelminthes, Trematoda, Strigeidida, Schistosomatidae. The record is from the annotation of a GenBank genome assembly.
CCACAAUCUGACACAUAAUCCAGUCCACCACAAUUAAGAAUAUCAUCGUCGGUGAUAAUAGGCAGUCAGCCUUGUCUUAUUCCUGUACUCACUUUAACUGCCUCGCUGAUUUUUCCGUUCUGGAUCACCUGACACGUAGCAUGCAUUGUGUCAUGCAUUGCCAGCUAUUGAAUGAGGUUGAUAAAGACUUGAGCACUGCAUGCCGUGGUGUUGAAGUAGUUGCCCAAAUUAAUUCUCGGUCAACGCUGUUGAACGCCUUUUUGAAGUCGAUGAAGUUGGGAAUGAGGAGGAUAUUAUGUUAUCUUUUUAUAUUUAGUUUAUGUAAAGGUGUUUGAUUUUUAGUUGGAAUAUAAUAUUGAUUGAAUUUUAGAUUUUCUCGUCGAUUGAUUGGACCGAAGUACUCAGUCUCAGGUUGACAUGUCGGCUUCUUGUGUAGAUGCUUCGAAGAUGUAGCGGCGUGUAGUUAGAAUUUAACUGGUUGAUGGUAACUAGUAGUGGAAUCCAGGAUAACGCGCAUUUCUUCCCAUUCAGGACUCGUCAUCUGGAUGCACCUGCAUUCGCCAGUAAUCUAAGUCAACUGAUCAAUGAAAGGAAACAAUACCAUCAGCGAUUCACGGAGGCUGAAGUUCUACGUAUAUUUGGUGAUGUCUGUGAAGCUGUUUGUCGUCUGCACCACUGUAAAACACCAAUUAUUCAUCGAGAUUUAAAAGUUGAAAAUAUUCUUAUCGAUGAUCGAAGUAAUUUUGUCCUGUGUGAUUUUGGCAGUGCAACAUCACGUGUUCUACAUCCUGGUGUACAUGGUCUUGCUAGAUGUGAAGAUGAAAUUUCUAGGUAUACAACUUUAGCUUAUCGUGCUCCUGAAAUGGUCAGUCUAUCAACAACUAUCCCAUUAGGUCCACAAAUUGAUAUUUGGGCAUUAGGCUGUCUCUUGUACUGUAUAUGCUUUUUUAAUUUACCAUUUGGAGAUAGCGUGCUGGCGAUACAAUCGGGUAAUUUUAGUCUACCUGACAGUUCACCGUAUUCUGAACGAUUACAUAAAUUAAUUGGUUAUAUUCUCUGUGUAGAUGCAUUUAAACGUCCAGAUAUAUUUCAAGUGUGUGCAUUAGCCUUUACACUUGCUAAUCGUAGCAAUCCUGCACAGAAUUUAAAUAACCUUCGAAUUCCCCUUUGGAAGGAUUUGACUGUACCGCCAAGAGAAUCUCAACUCAAAUCAACCAGUAAUCUGCUUAUGUCUUCAGAGUUGAAAUCUGCGAAUAGAUCAUUAUCACCAUCAUCGUCAUCAUCAUCCAGGAGUCGAAACAAAUCCUCACCUGAUCAGAAGCAGUCAACUUCAUCUGUUGUAGAUCAGAGCCAUCCACAUCAGCAACAACAACCGAAUCAGUGUAUUACCAAUACAUCAGUAGUUCCAAGAGAAAGACCUCGACCAAAUUGCUCUAGUCAUCAUCCUCUGCCGCCGCCGCCGGCGCCGCCAUUGCCGCCACAUCCUCCUUCUUCUUUCCCACAUGCUCCAAUAUCAUCGUCUACUGUCAACCCAAUAUUUGUGAAACCGCCAACUUGUUUACCUGUCAGUAAUAAUAAUCAUACUUCAUCUACUGGUAUUGUAGCUAAUUUUACUGACUUACCAGAUUCCAGUGUAAUGCCUCCUACUACAAAUACAAGAUUUCAUGAGGCUUUUAGUCCACCAUCAACAAAUUUAAAUUGGCCAGUUGAGUUUUCUAAUAAUCACUUCAACAAUCAGUCAAAUGAAAUGCCUAUAAAAUGGGACACUGCUGCUACUGCUCCCGUUGCCGCUGGUGGUGGUGGUAGUCAUCAACGAACUCAAAGUUCCGGUUUUGGACAAGCCAGUCAGAUAACCAAUUCAUCGGAGACAAUGAAUCCUUAUUCUUAUGGACAGGAAACAUCGUUGUCUGGUGGUGGUGGUGGACAUCGUCGGUGUCCAAGUGAUACAUCAUCACUUUUAAAGUCAUUUCCAUCAACUAUACGUCAUGCACAAAGUUUAGCAUCUUUAAAUCAAACCUCAAAAUCAUUUGAUUCGAUUGCAUGCAGUAAUCCUUCAGUAAAACCUACAGAUAUCGGCGGUAUACUUCCAAGUGUCAAGCCAAUUGAAACAUCAAUAUCAUCAAAUGCUGUAACUAAUCGAUUAAACCAAUCAAUGUCUGUUGAUGCAUCCACUACUAUUGGUCUGUCUAGCGGGAUAUUUAAUCUUUCCCAUGCGUCAAAUUCAUCUCCGAUACCAUUUUCUUGUUCUUCUGCUUCAACAUACAACACACCUACACAAAAUGUUUGCCCUAAUGAAAUGAUAAGAAUGAUGGCGUUUACCGGUAAGGAUUCUACUACUAUCAAUAUUAAUGCUGUUGCUGAUGAUGAUGAUGAUGACGUACUCUUCGGUGUAGCUUUCGAUGCAAUUCGUGGAGGUGGUUGUGGUUGUCCGGGUGUUGCUACUGCUAACAGUACUAGUCGAUUGUAAAACAGCGAUAUACUUUUCUCUAGGUGACUUCUCAUGUGUUGGAUGUGUGCGUCUGUGUGUAGAUGUGUGCAAAGGCAGGAGUCGAAUGCAUAUCGGUCAUUUAUAGAUAUACAUACCUUCUUUUUUCAAAAGUUUCAAUUACCUCUCUUAUCACAUUCUCUUCUAUAUUGUCGUCUGAUCAUCAUAUUACUACUGAUUUGACAUGAGCGCUAUCCAAAUUCACAGAAAAUAAUUUAAUUAAUUUAAAUUAUUUUAUUUUAAUUAUUUUCUUAAAUUAUCAGCUCUUUUUUUUAUUUAAAAAAAAUGAAUAAUUUAUUACUGAACUGACAAACCAACAAAUACUGAGUUGAUAUCUAUAUACUACUGAUUUCAAAUAUUUAAGUAGUUUGAGAUAUUUUAAAAAACAUUUUCACUUUCAUCCUAUGAAUUCCAAACAGGGACACAUACACACAAACGUGGCCAGUGUUAAUUUCAACAUAAUAACCUAGUGCUUUUACUUCUCUGUUUUAUCUUUAUGAAUUCCUGCUCUCACCUUCGCUGUCCUUUUCUGGGAAGAAUUGUGUGAGAGUGCAACACAACAAACAUACAGUACCAACGAUGCCACAGUUUUAUAGAAUCUCAAUUUCUAUUUAGUUAUCACCCCCUAUUUUAACCUUUCUUGCUCUAUUUUCUAUCUUUAGUAAGAUAUACUAUUUUAUUUGUGAUCUAUUCUGUCUACAAUAUUGCUUUUCUCUAAUAUUUGUUUGUAUUGACACGUUGAAUUUCAUUGUAUCAUAUGGCGUUUUUUUCUUUUAUGAUGCUAUGCUUUUAUUUUCAGUCACUUCUUCCGUAUUCACCAAUGUAUUGAUCAUAUUUCUAUAUAUUCCUUAGUAUUAUUUAAUUUUGAACACUUCAAUGUUUCAAUGAAUGUGUUUUUUCACAUUUCGUGCAUCAUCGGCGUUUUUUUUAACUGGUCAGCUCUGACUUGACCUUGAGUUUGUGCGCGUCUUUUAACUUUUAUUUUAUUUUUCUCACUUUUGUCGAAAUUUUUAAAUGUGAUAUCAUAAUUUUUCUCGGAAUUUUUUUUUAGAUGUAUACAAAUAUUUAUGUGUUUAUGCAUUAUGUUCCUUGAUUUAUUUAUGUGAAUUUGUUUUUUUGUUUUGCUCUCCUAAUUUUCUUGACUUCUUGUUCACAUUUUCAGUUUUGAAAAAAGAAUGAGUUUAGAGAAGUGUAUAGUAGCUGUUGUUUUCUUUCUUUUGGAUGGGAGUGGGUCGUGUAAAUACUAAUAAAGUCAAACGGAAGAAUUGAGUGUUUUAACAGAGAUUUCGUCACCUGUUGGACUUGUCAAGUGGGGGAGGAUUCGAAGACAGUGGUAGAUUUGGUUGAAGAGUAAUAUCCAAAGGACUGAAUGGUAUACGAGCCAGGUUGCCUUGUAACUGGAAGGUCGUGGGUGCGUACUGCUGAUGAUUCACGAACUACGAUGAAAUAGCUGUCCACUACUCCAGCGCUGGUUUUCAAUGGUUCUCUAACUGAUAUCAAUCUGUGGUCGAACUCGUGAAGAGUAAUGUGUUACAGAAUUAAAUCUGACUGCUUUUCUCCCGGGGCCGAAGACAUUCAACAAACCACUACGUGAUAUGCUGUUUCUCGAAUUUCACUUGUUCUCUAAU